Messenger RNA from Prunus armeniaca (apricot), 330 nucleotides. The record is from the annotation of a GenBank genome assembly. NCBI's taxonomy places the organism in Eukaryota, Viridiplantae, Streptophyta, Magnoliopsida, Rosales, Rosaceae.
AUGAGGCGCGAGACAUCGACCUCAAGUGAAUGUGGAGGAGCUAUGUUGGGGAGAUAUUGUAAAUGUCUAAAAGAGGCGUUAAUAAGGAUAUUGUGGACAGAUUUAAACCCUGGAAGAAGGUUCUAUGUUUGUGGCACACAAGGGUGGGGAGACCUAGAAAUGUGCGAUCGUUCGAGUCAGAUCAUUCCCGGGCUGUUAAGGCGUAUUAGAACUAUGGAGGAGAAACUUCAGUUGCAGAGAGCUAAAGGAUGGGAAACAGCUGAAAUUGGAAUUAAUGUGAUGAAAGGGUUUGAUGGCAUGUACUUUGUGGUUUUGGGUAAUAUGUGUUAG